This is a messenger RNA of Oxyura jamaicensis (ruddy duck), 2104 nucleotides long. RefSeq names its product potassium two pore domain channel subfamily K member 12 (gene KCNK12). The record is from RefSeq and is a predicted model, not a curated record. The transcript has 2 exons. Gene Ontology annotation, molecular function: potassium ion leak channel activity. Lineage: Eukaryota; Metazoa; Chordata; Aves; Anseriformes; Anatidae. Gene Ontology annotation, biological process: stabilization of membrane potential; potassium ion transmembrane transport. Gene Ontology annotation, cellular component: membrane. Bases 9 to 1253 code for a protein of 414 amino acids.
CGCCGGUGAUGCCUCCGCGGGGGGCGGCGGGCGGCUGCCGCCGGCGGCGCCUGGCGCCCCUCAACGAGGACAACGGGCGGUUCCUGCUGCUGGCCGCCCUCAUCGCGGCGUACCUGAGCGCCGGCGCCACCGUCUUCUCGGCCCUCGAGAGCCCGUCGGAGGCGGCGGCGCAGCUGCGCUGGAACCGGACCCUGCACAACUUCAGCCGCAUCUUCAACAUCAGCCUGCCGGAGCUGCGCGCCUUCCUGCGGAGCUACGAGGCCGCCAUGGCCGCGGGCAUCCGCGUCGACGCCCUGCGGCCCCGCUGGGACUUCCCCGGCGCCUUCUACUUCGUGGGCACCGUCGUCUCCACCAUAGGUUUUGGAAUGACCACACCAGCAACAGUGGCUGGAAAAGUAUUCCUCAUCGUUUACGGGCUGUUUGGGUGUGCCGGGACUAUCCUCUUCUUCAACCUCUUCUUGGAGCGCAUUAUCUCUCUCCUGGCAUUCAUAAUGAAGGCUUGCCAUGAGAGACAGCUGCGAAGAAGUGGUCUCCUACCUCCCAACUUCCGAAGGGGGUCAGCUAUGGCUGGGGUGGGCAGCCUCAUCGGGUGGAAGCCAUCAGUUUACCAUGUGAUGCUGAUUCUGGGAAUUUUUGCUAUCACCCUUUCUUGCUGCGCAUCUGCGAUGUACACGUUGGUGGAAGGAUGGAACUACAUUGACUCCUUGUACUAUUGUUUUGUCACCUUUAGCACCAUUGGCUUUGGAGAUUUGGUAAGCAGCCAAAAUGCUGUGUACCAAAAUCAGGGAUUAUACAGAUUCGGAAACUUCAUGUUUAUAUUAAUGGGAGUAUGUUGCAUAUACUCUCUUUUUAACGUUAUCUCAAUUAUGAUCAAGCAACUCUUGAACUGGGUGUUGAAAAAAUUCGAAUGCAGAUGUUGCCCAAAGUGCCAUAAAUCAAGUGCCCGCCUUGGACGUCGCAACGCCAUCACACCAGGAGCACGCCUGCGUCGGCAUAAAAUCUCAAUGGACACUGAUGGACAGUACGACAGUGACACUGAGGGCAGGAGGCUCUCCGGUGAGAUGAUCUCCAUGCGGGAGCUCAUGGCAUCAAACAAAGUCUCCCUGGCCAUUUUGCAAAAGCAGCUGUCUGAGACGGCCAAUGGCUACCCAAGAAAUGUUUGUAUCAAUACAAGACAAAAUGGUUUCUCUGCAGGGGUGGGUGCUCUAGCCAUCAUGAACAACCGCUUGGCAGAAACGAGUGAUCAUAGGUAGAGUUUUUGAAAUGCUUUUUUGUUUCCUUAAUAAAAAUGGUGAUUUACAGAGGAAUUAUCAUUGUAAACUACUGGAAAGUUUUAAAUUCAGAAACAGACAGUAUUCAUUGGGCAUCCGGCAAUUUGGUUUCUCAAGUUUUUAUGUAUUCUCUAAUAUGCAGUAACAUAUUUACCGUAAUGUUACAGUUUUCCCUAGAGAGGUUUUUGGGAGGGACUUGGGUGUCUUUGAUGAAGAAUCUGAUGCAAUUGCAGAAGAAUGGUGUGCAUGGUUAUGAUGCUACCAAAACCAACAUCUUCCUCAGAAAGUAACCUCAACCCAAACUCUGGGUUAAAAUGCAUUCUGGGCACAUUCAGUUCCAGAUUCAAACUCGGGGGAUAAGGAUUGGCUAAACCAGUAUCUCACUUUGUUGAAGUCUGGAUCUGGCCCUGAACUUUGUACUUGACGCUCUUCACCAGUUCCUCAUACCAGGCCUGUAUAUAACAUACACGUAGGUGAUUGCAGUUAUGCCAGCUUUAGGGUGAUUGUGCUUCACUUCAAUAAUCCUACUGACCUCAAUGGCAGAGGAUCAAAUUGACUGAAUUCCCCUGACUGUCAAUGAUUUUUUUCAGCUAAUCUUGUUUAAACCACUAUGUGCUACAUAACUAUUAAAAGUCAGGGGAUUAUCAGUCAGAAGAAGCAUGCUAAAAAUGUGCAAAACUAUUCCUACCUACUGAAUAAGUGAAAACACGCCAGAGAAGCUAGUAUUCAUCUCUGGUGUCAAAUGUUUGCAUUACCACUGAAAUGUAAGUUAAACUGUUUACGAAUUACAUUACUUUUACAUGAAAUAGUCUGAUAAAGUGAAUGUAGGCUCU